UGCAGGUGCAAGUAUAAUUUGCUUCUAUUAACCAGGAAACUCACCUCUGAACUUUCAGCUUCAAUGUCUCCAACUCCUGCUCCUCCACGGGUCUAUGGCGGAGAUGGAAUCUACAGAUCACCACGGCCACCCAUCAACCUGCCGGAACACCCCAAAACCUCUAUAGUCUCAUUCUUCUUCAGACACCUCCCAUCUCUUUCCCAAACCACAGCACUAAUUGAUUCUGAAACAGGGCAAACCUUAACAUUCUCACAGCUCAAAACCCAAGUUUUCAAGCUCUCCCAAGCUCUACUCAACCUUAACAUCUCCAAAUCCGACGUUGUCUUGAUCUUCUCCCCGAACUCCAUUCUUUUCCCUGUCUCUUUCCUGGCAGUCGUCUCCAUUGGUGCCAUUGUCACCACUGUCAACCCGCUGUACACCAUCUCUGAGCUCACCAACCAAGUCAAAGAUUCGAACCCGAAAUUAAUCAUUACCGUCGAUGAUCUCUACCACAAAGUCAAGAAUUUUAAUCUCCCCUGCAUUUUUCUGAGUUCCAAGACUUCUUCAUCUCAUGAUAGAUUACCUUCAAAAAGUUCGAUUUUUUACUAUUCAGAUCUAGUCUCAUCACCCUAUGUUACUGUUCCGAUGCCAGAAACAGGACAAAAUGAUGUAGCAGCCUUAUUAUAUUCAUCUGGGACGACUGGAAAAAGCAAAGGGGUGGUUCUAACACAUAAAAACUUCAUUGCCACUGCCUUAAUGGUUACCUCGGACCAAGAUUUCUAUGGAGCAUACAACAGUGUGUACCUGUGCUUUCUUCCUCUCUUUCACAUAUAUGGCCUUGCGUCAAUAAUGUACGCACAGCUGCAAAGAGGGGAUACAGUGGUGUUGAUGGCAAAUUACUCACUGGAAAAGGUUCUGCAGUCUAUUGAGAAGUAUAGAGUGACACAUCUGUCAGUUGUGCCACCAGUUAUUUUAGCAUUCGCGAAGCACAGAGAGACAGUGGAGAGGUACGAUGUUUCUUCAUUGAGGGAGAUUGGAUCAGGGGCUGCACCAUUGGGAAAGGAUGUAAUGGAGGAAUGUGCCAAGUGUUUUCCCAAAGCUGGAAUUUUUCAGGGAUAUGGUAUGACAGAAACUUGUGGAAUUAUUUCCAUGGAGAAUACAAGGACAGCACGCCGACAUUCUGGAUCCACUGGUAUGCUAGUUGCAGGACUUGAAUCAAAAAUAGUAGACAUGGAUACCAUGAAACCUCUCCCACCUUUACAGAAAGGUGAAAUCUGGGUUCGCGGUCCAAAUAUGAUGUUAGGUUAUUUCAAUAAUCAAACAGCCACAGAUGAAACCUUAGAUGGAGAAGGGUGGGUACACACUGGGGAUCUUGGUUAUUUUGAUGAUGAGGGGCAAUUACACGUUGUUGACCGGCUAAAAGAACUGAUCAAGUGUAAAGGAUUUCAGGUGGCUCCAGCUGAACUCGAAGAUCUGCUAGUCACUCACCCUGAAAUAUCAGAUGCUGCUGUAAUUCCUUUUCCGGACAGGGAAGCUGGUGAGGUUCCUAUCGCAUACGUAGUUCGUUCAUGUGGUAGCUCAAUUACUGAGGAAGAAGUUAAAAGUUUCAUUGCUGGACAGGUUGUUUUUUACAAAAGAUUACAAAAAGUGAUUUUCACAGAAAAUAUACCAAAAUCAGCUGCAGGGAAGAUUCUUAGAAGGGAGCUCAUACAAAGGAUUCAAUCAAAGCUGUAG
Messenger RNA from Ipomoea triloba (trilobed morning glory), 1713 nucleotides. Its product is annotated as 4-coumarate--CoA ligase-like 7. The record is from RefSeq and is a predicted model, not a curated record. Lineage: Eukaryota; Viridiplantae; Streptophyta; Magnoliopsida; Solanales; Convolvulaceae. Gene Ontology annotation, molecular function: CoA-ligase activity. The transcript is spliced from 6 exons. The coding region runs from base 64 to 1713 and encodes 549 amino acids.